AUGCUCGACCACUUAUUGGUUACGAAUUUGUUUGCCCGCGCGCUCAUGUGCAUCUACCUCCUGUCUCCUCCACCUCCGCAGCCUCUCCCCCACACCCACUCCCACCCAUCCAUACCACCCCGGCCCUCCCUUGUCUCCUCCCCCAUUGGUUCCCGCUCCCUCCUCCGCCACCACUGCGCCAGCGCCCCUAACCCCCCCUCUGCCCUGCUGCCUCGCUGCCACAAGCCCAACUCACGCCCCUUCUCAUUCCGCUCGCAGCAGUCUUCCUCUCGUUACAGUCACACCGACUCUACCUCUGACAGCCAUGGACAUGCCAAUCAUCAACACGACCAUCAUUUUCAUCGCUGUUGCCAGCAUUGCACUCACUGCACGUGCUGUCAGCACCAGCAGCAGCACCGGCAGCACCAGCACCACAAGCAGCAGCAGCAGCAGCAGCAGCAGCAGCAGCAGCAGCAGCAGCAGCAGGGACUAUCCCACCCGCCCUCCUCCUCCUCGUCCUCCUCCUCACUCCCCAGUGUGGCCUAUCGUGCCAUCACCCCUGCGGACAUGGCGGAUCUCAAGGCCCUCCAUGAAGCCACCUUCCCCAUCGCGUACGAGGCGGAGUUCUACUCCAACGUGGUGCAUCACAAAGGCAUCAUCUCGUGGGGGGCUGUGGUUUUAGACUCACCUCCCCGUGCUCUCCUGUGCCCCCCCAUCUCGCUCCCCAACCCUCCUUGCUUUUCAGGUACGAGUCGGAGUUCUACAGCAACGUGGUGCACCACCGGAGAAUCAUCUCGUGGGGCGCUGUGGACCCAAACUCACCUUCCCAUUUGCCCUCCUUUGCUUUGCCCCCCCAUCUCCCCCUCCCCCUCCCUGCCCAUCAGGUACGAGGCGGAGUUCUAUUCCAACGUGGUGCAUCACAGGGGAAUCAUAUCAUGGGGCGCGGUGGAUCCCCGUGAGCCUGACCGGCUGCUGGGGUUCAUCACUGCCCGCCUCGUGCCACCUGCAGAGGCGCAGCCUGACCGGCUGGUGGGGUUCAUCACCGCCCACCUCGUGCCGCCUGCAGAGGCGCAGCCUGACCGGCUGGUGGGGUUCAUCACUGCCCACCUCGUGCCGCCUGCAGAGGCGCAGCCUGACAGGCUUGUUGGGUUCGCCACUGCUCGCCUCGUGCCGCCUGCAGAGGCGCUGGUGGGGGAUGGGGGAAGCAUGAAAGGGGGGGGUGCAGCAUGGGGUGCAUGGCAUCCUGACAGGCUGGUGGGUUUCAUUACUGCUCGCCUGGUCACACCAGCAGAGGUGCAGGUGCUCUUUGAGGGGGUGGGCAUGGGUGGACAUCCCUUUACAUCCCUCUCUCUCUCUCUCUACGUGCCUUCACCUCCCCAACACGCUCUUUCCCCACACGCUUCUCCCCCGCACUCGUCUCUCCCACCCCCACUGUUUCCAUCUCAGGGAGCGGACGGGCUGCCUCUCAUUCCUCCCUCGCCCCGCCACACCCCGUCACCCUCACUCCUCUACAUCCUCACACUCGGCGUCUCCAAGCCUUACCGCAAGGCUGGCGUGGCGCCUCUCUUCGCCCAUACUGCCGUGCCGCCUACCAUCAUGUCUCCCCACACCCCCCUCCCUCUUCCAACUCUUCAGAUCUCCUUCCAGCUAAACAGGCUUCGCUUCUCUGCCUUCCCACUCUGCUGUUUCAUUUUAUUUUCCGCGUAUCAUCCCACCAUUCGCGUGCGGGAGGGAGGAGGUGUGAAUCUGCUGCUCUCCCACGCCCCCUCCCUCCCGCACUGCGCCGCCGUCUACCUGCACGUGGUCGUGUACAACGCAGCAGCCAUCCGCUUCUAUCGCUCGCAGUAUCCCUCUCGCUGCAUCUCCUAUCUCCUUUUCUCCCAUGCCUCCCUCCUCUCUCCCUGCUACUUGGAAAGCUUUUCAUCUCGCUUGGUCCAUCUCCUUCUCUCCCAUGCUGCCUCCCUCCCGCAUUGUGCGGCUGUCUACCUGCACGUGGUCGCAUACAACGCAGCAGCCAUCCGCUUCUAUCGCUCGCUGCGCUUCUGCUACCGCCGCCGCCUCCCGCGCUUCUACUACCUCGAGGGGGGCGAGUACGAUGCGCUGCUCUUCGCGCGUUACGUCAACGGCUGGUUACCGCCCGACUCUAGUAUCCACGGCUCUUACCCCUCGCUGCCCACCUGCUUCUAUCGCUCGCUGCGCUUCUGCUACCGCCGCCGCCUCUCCCGCUUCUACUACCUCGAAGGGGGUGAGUAUGAUGCGCUGCUCUUUGCGUGUUACGUCAACGGCUGGUUACCGCCCGACUCUAGGUAUGGAUAG
Molecule: messenger RNA, 2295 nt
Organism: Closterium sp. Naga37s-1
Lineage: Eukaryota; Viridiplantae; Streptophyta; Zygnematophyceae; Desmidiales; Closteriaceae
Source: the annotation of a GenBank genome assembly